AUGCGCAUGCGCAAAUUGGCUGCAGCCAUUUUCUAGCAUUCACCACGAGGUGUAGAUGGCAACCUCGUAGAAUUUCACGAAAUAUCGUUUAUUUCGACUUAGAAAGUGACUUAGGUGAAUCUGUCUGAACCAUGCCUUCUUCGAGCCCUCUUCCUCCCAAGGAGAAUGCUCUCUUCAAGAGAAUAUUGAAAUGCUAUGAACAGAAGCAGUACAAGAAUGGACUCAAAUUUUCCAAGCAGAUUCUAUCGAAUCCAAAGUUUGCUGAACAUGGAGAAACACUUUCCAUGAAAGGCCUCAUUCUGAACUGCCUAGGCAAGAAAGAAGAAGCAAUGGAGUUGGUGAAGAGAGGACUUCGUAACGAUCUCCGAAGUCAUGUCUGCUGGCAUGUAUUUGGUUUGAUACAGAGAGCAGAGAGGAAGUAUGAUGAGGCUAUCAAAGCCUACAGGAAUGCACUCAAAUGGGACAAGGAGAAUCUUCAAAUUCUACGAGACUUGUCAUUGCUUCAGAUUCAGAUGAGAGAUCUAGAAGGGUACAAGGAUACGAGAUAUGAGUUACUUCACUUGCGACCAGCACAGAGGGCAUCCUGGAUCGGUUAUGCCAUGGCCUUUCAUCUCCUCAAAGAUUACGACACCGCACUCAAUGUGUUGGAGGAAUUCAGGAAAACCCAACAGGUGAAGUCAUACGACUAUGAACACAGCGAGUUCCUCCUCUACAUGAAUCAAGUGAUGAGGGAAGCUGGGAUGCAUGAAGAAGCUCUUAACCAUCUCAUUCAGUACCAACAACAGAUAUGUGAUCAAGUUUGCCUUCAAGAAACAAAAGCUGAUCUGUUAUUAAAGCUUGGCAAACCAGACGAAGCAAGGCAGAUCUUUGAGCAUCUGCUGGAGAGGAAUCCUGAGAACUGGGCGUACUAUGAGGGCUUGGAGCAAAGCACCAACCCACAGACUGAGGCUGAGAGAUUAGCCAUCUACACCGCGUACAUGGGGAAGUAUCCUAGAGCGGCAGCACCCAAGAGGUUACCCCUCAAAUUUGUGACAGGGGAAUCAUUUGACAGGAUGCUGGAUGAAUACUUGAGGAAGAUGUUCAGGAAAGGAGUGCCUCCAGCCUUCACCAGUCUGAGAGGAAUGUACAAAGACCCUGCUAAGGUUGCUGCAAUAGAGAGGAUGGCGUUGAGCUACAGGGAAUGCCUCGACUCCAUAGGAAGGUUUAGUAAAGAAGACCCUACCGACGUGGAACGUGAACCACCAACAGUACUGCUAUGGACGUUAUACUUUCUUGCUCAGCACUAUGACCACUUAGGUAACCUGGACAAGGCUUUUGAAUUCAUCAACAGGGCCAUCGAACACACACCUACUCUCAUAGAACUCUUCAUUGCUAAAGGCAAAAUCUACAAGCAUGCGAGAGAUUCCAAGAAGGCGGUAGAAUGUCUAGAUGAGGCCCAGUCACUGGACACAGCUGACCGCUAUGUCAACUAUAAAUGUGCUAAGUACAUGCUGAGAGCUAACAUGGUCAAGCAGGGAGAGGAGAUGUGUAGCAAAUUCACAAGGGAGGGUGUUCCGGCCGUUGAAAAUCUGAAUGAAAUGCAAUGCAUGUGGUUCCAAACCGAGUGUGCUCUCAGCUACCAGAGACAGGGCAUGUACGGCGAGUCACUCAAGAAAUGCCUUGAAGUCGACAGGCAUUUUACUGAAAUCAUUGAAGACCAGUUUGACUUCCAUUCAUACUGUAUGAGGAAGAUGACGUUACGAGCCUACCUCAAUCUCUUGAGGUUAGAGGAUGUUCUAAGGAAUCAUAGGUUCUACUUCAAAUGUGCAAAGAUAGCAAUAGAGGUGUACAUCAGGUUACACGACAAGCCCCUGGCGGACUCCGAUGCAGCGGACGACAUUGACACGGCCAACCUCACCCCCAAGGAGCUGAAGAAGCUUCGGAGUAAGCAGAGGAGAGCGCAGAAGAAGGCACAACAGCAGAAAGAGGAGGAGGAAAGGAACAAAGCCCAUGAGAAGCAAGGCAAGAACAAGCACGACCCUGACCUUGAUGGGCCCAAGGAGGAGGAACUGGUGCCGGAGAAACUUGCAAGGAUUGAAGACCCCCUGGAACAAGCCAUCUAUUUCUUGAAGCCAUUACAAACCUUAGCAGGGGACGUCAUAGGCACACACCUUAUGGCUUUUGAGAUCUACUACAGAAAAGAUAAGCUGCUUCUAAUGCUCCAAUCGAUCAAGAGGGCUCGUGCUGUGGACAGUUCUAAUCCCAAGCUACAUGAGUGUAUAGUCAAGUUCUGUAAAAAGGUGAAUGAGAGGAUAGAGCAGCAGCCUGAAGCUGUCCGAACCGUCCUAGAGCAAGAAGUGAAACUCCUACUUGGCGAUAAAGACAUUGCACAAUACAACAAGUUCUUCACUGAUUCUAACCUUUCAUCCCAUCCUCACAGAAUAUCAGGCGCCCUCGGUAUGUACUUCCUUGACCCUUCCAAGAAGGAUGAAGCAAUCUCAUUAGCUACUCACCUAGGAAACACCCUCACGGACAGGACUAUUCAGAAUGGCAUCCGAGUUCUAGAGCUUCUGCAAUCGGACUUGAAAUGUGAAUCGAUGGCUUCAGAGUACAAGGCCCGAUGCCAUGAACUCUUCCCCUAUGCAACCGCUUUCCAGCCGCCAACGAUGAACCACACCAUGGAGAACAAUGACGACGACGCCGAGGAGGAGGACGAGAAGACGACCCCAACUCAAACGAUGCCUCGCCCAUAUCCAACGACAUCUCCCCGACAUCAAAUGAUAUCGAGCUCUCCUGCAACUCAACGGGGGAUAACUGAGGUUUGAUUUCCCUGCUGCCAGGUUUCUUCAAGUAUUUCCAGGAAGUGCGAGAAAGAGGCGAUGUUCAAGUGUCAUGUAUCAUGACUUCUGGAGUAGCAUCUGUUAGUGCUUCAGUGGAAUUUUGAUGGCGUUGUACUCCGAGGCCAGAUGGUCAAACUUUGCAAAGUUUUGAGGGUCUUAAUGAUGCCAUGCAAUACUGAGAGAACUCUUUAUCCUGGUUAGGGUUAGAGUGGACACAAUCAUUAAAUUUCCCCAAUCCCCCCCCCCCCCAGAUCUAAGCCACAGACAAUACAAUGAUAGGGUAAAUUGGAGUUGGAGAUAUCUUGAGAUGUCCAAUGUUUGUGUUAUUUGUGUGUAUUAUGAAAUCCAAGUCUCCUGUUACUUCAGCUCUUGUUGAUGAGCAGUAUUUCCACUUUGCUGGAGCAGUACCAGAGUGUCCAAAAUUGCAAUGUACAUGGUCAAAUGAGGGCAACUCAUAACUUUAGGAUUCCAAGUAGGUAACAUGUUUUCCAGAGCGAAGUCCCUGGUAGCAUUGACUGUAAUGACUCUACUAUUAUCUAUGAAUGAAUAGUCUUCUCACUGAUGUUAGAGCACAAUUUUUGUGUUGUUAGACUUUAAAUGUGGAAUAAUUUGAAAUAUUCAGUUGAUAUGUUAUCAGUUUUCAAAUAAUCCAUUCCUUGCAAUGUGCGAGUACGUUAUUUUCACUUGAACAGUUUUAAUUGUAGUGGAAUACAUAGUCAUUGCUUUGAUCUGUUACAAGUAUGAGGUACGUAGUGGUUGCCAGUGAAAUAUCCCAUUAUAGAGAUCUUUUCAACUCUCCAAGUUGCAGCUGAAAGAAGUACAAGAUGGUGAAUCACUAUAUACCUUUCUUAAAGCCAUGUCAUCUUGACUAUUCUCAUUUAUCAAGCACAUAUCAAGAGAUUUGUUAGUCAGUGUUAACCGGUAACGUUGGACCUCUGUCUUAAUGAAACCAACUUUAUUGGGGUGUUCAAACUGGAACUCGUAGUUAUGACUCUACACUUUAAAAAUACAAGUAAGCCAAAAUUGAACAGAUCAGCACAAACAUUAUAUAAAGAAUCAAAGAUUUGACCAUUUUUGUCAGUGAUCAGUAAAUUGUCAAUAAUUUCUUAGCUUGUGUUUUGCUGCUUAAUUUUCUAAAUGUUGACUAAAAGGUUAAGAAAAGAAAUAAAGAGAUGCACAAAAUCUUUGAAUUAAGAGCUAUUUGCCAGUUGAUGGUAAUAUGAACUGUUACCUUGCAUAGGCAAUUUAUAGACUUCGCCAAUUAAUUAUCAUCCAGAAGAUUAACGAUAAGCAGCCUUUUGCUAUAUAAUAUGGAGACAUUGCAGGAAUUGUAUUUAUUUGAAAAAUUUAACUAAUUUAUAGAUAUAUCCUUUUGCAUACUUUGUAUGGCACUCUUUAUUUCCCCCAAUUUUCUUUGUAUUAUUGUGUCUGUUUUGUUGUUGAAAUGUUAAGUUUUACUCUAGGUUGGAUGCUGCCUGAAAGAGAAUGGUAUAAUUAUUAGGGGGGGGGGGUUAUCUGGAGAGAAUAAAAUAAGCUAAAUGUUAUGUUUUCUAUAAAUACAUCUGUCACCGGGCUGCAUAUAGCCAUCUAUCUUAUCUGGUAAAGAUAUCGGUUGACCUCCAAAGUACACGAACCCAUUCUCAUUAGUAAUUUAAUACCUGAUAUUUUAUUGACAAAAGCUAUUUCAGCAAGCAAUAAGUAUGUCUUGUAUCAACUAUGACUAAGACAUUUCAAAGAUUUUCUCCUUAAAUUAACUAAAAAGAAAUCUAGAAAAGAGGAAAAGUUAUGCACUUCUUUAUUUCUUUUCAAUGACUGGGGGGGGGGGGGUGCAAUUGUGAAGAAAUAUCACUGCUAUUGCUCAUUUCAGAUUAUCUACUAAAGAUUUUUUGUUUAGUUCGUAGGCAAUUUGAUAGGUAUUCGAUCUUUGUGUUCCCUCUGCAAGCUAAGAGAGGGAGAUUUGCCAUAGAUUAUUCUCUGUGAUACUAAAGAAGGAAACGCAAAGUGAUUGAUCAAUUAAAAUCGUUAAUUGAUGCAUUUAGUACUUCCAUGCUCUUGUUUUCUCUCACGUUUGUUCGUCGGUCCACAGGAGUUCAGAAAAUGAAGAAAAGUAAAUGACUUUUGUUCUUUAUUUAUUGUUAUUUUUUAAUACGGGAAAGGAAUGGAGUUGGAAUUUUUGUACACUUAUUUGCGGUCCUAUUUCACAGGGCUGUCUGUGUGUUGACUAUAAGAUGGAGAAUAAUUUCUGACAUCUAAGAAAAUUCAAUUUUGCAGUUUGUUAGCAGGAAUUCUUAAAAAAUGAAAUGGUUGUGUUUUUUUUUCAAUAUUAUAUUGUACAUGAGAGAAUGUAGCUAUGACGAAAAUACAAUUUCUGAUAAAAAUCACUGA
Messenger RNA from Strongylocentrotus purpuratus (purple sea urchin), 5204 nucleotides. RefSeq names its product N-alpha-acetyltransferase 15, NatA auxiliary subunit. The coding region runs from base 132 to 2804 and encodes 890 amino acids. The record is from RefSeq and is a predicted model, not a curated record. Gene Ontology annotation, biological process: N-terminal peptidyl-methionine acetylation. Gene Ontology annotation, cellular component: cytoplasm; NatA complex. Lineage: Eukaryota; Metazoa; Echinodermata; Echinoidea; Camarodonta; Strongylocentrotidae. The transcript is spliced from 19 exons. Gene Ontology annotation, molecular function: protein binding; protein-N-terminal amino-acid acetyltransferase activity.